AAACACAGCACUAGACUGAAAGAAAGCUAAUGAAAAUAGGAUCCAAAGCAAAAUAUUCACAAACAUCUUGGUCAUUUGCUCUUGGGAAGCACCAUGACAUUACACCAUCUCAUGAUCAUUUUUAUCCUAUGGUCUUCCUACACUGUAGGACAAGAGGAAGUAGGAAAAUGUGGACCACCACCAGCUAUUAAUAAUGGAGAUACCAUUUCCUUCACAUUACCUGAAUAUGCUCCAGGAUCACAAGUGGAGUACAGAUGUCAAAAAUUCUAUGUGCUAGAGGGUUCCCCAAUUGUAACAUGCAGAAAUGGAUUAUGGACAAAGGAACCAACAUGCCUAGAGCCAUGUACAAUAACAAAAGAAAUGAUGAUGAAAAAUAACAUAGAAUUUAGAUGGAUAGAUGCUGAAAAAGUUUAUUCAAGAACAGGACAAGAAGUAGAAUUUUCAUGCAUUCAGGGAUUUCAUACAGCUCCAAGCUCACCUCCAUUUAGAGCAAGGUGCCAAGAAGGGAAAAUUGAUUAUCCCAGAUGUACAUAACAGAACUUUGGAAUUCAGCUGCAGAGGUAAUGGAGGACAAAGCCAUCAGCCAUGUCUUACCACUGAUUGGAAAUGGUGACUAUAACAAAUGCUCAGCCUCAAUCUGCACGAUUUGAUCACAUUCUACUUUGUGAUAAAUGUUUUGAUAUAGCUGUGUUUACACAGUUUUGUCCAACAUCCAUUUUGAUGUGAAAUGUUCACUUUUUAAACUGCAAAAGCUGAAACAUGAAACAGUUAAGAAAAAGUCACUUUGUAUCAAUAAAACUUUCACUGUAAGAAAA
This is a messenger RNA of Trichosurus vulpecula (common brushtail), 815 nucleotides long. RefSeq names its product complement factor H-related protein 2-like. The transcript is spliced from 4 exons. Lineage: Eukaryota; Metazoa; Chordata; Mammalia; Diprotodontia; Phalangeridae. The coding region runs from base 94 to 534 and encodes 146 amino acids. The record is from RefSeq and is a predicted model, not a curated record.